Molecule: messenger RNA, 1500 nt
Organism: Elaeis guineensis (African oil palm)
Lineage: Eukaryota; Viridiplantae; Streptophyta; Magnoliopsida; Arecales; Arecaceae
Source: RefSeq, a predicted model, not a curated record
CUUUCCUUCUUCGGGAGUCUUUUGGCGCGAGAGAGAGAGAUGGGGGCGGAGAGGAACAAUGGGAAUUGUACGGCGAUGCGGUCGCUGCCACCGGUCUCGAUCUCGAGGUGUUCCCAUUACUCCUCUGUGACCUCAGUGGUGGAAAAGAUUGCGUAUAGAAGCGAGGGUGAUGAUAUUGCAGCUUGAAUUUUCGAUGAUUCUUCAACAUGUGGAUCACCAAGAUGGAUUGGAAGGGGUCUUUCUUGUGUUUGCAUGAAGCGAAAGGGAAUAUAUGAGCGCAUCUGUGUCAAUCUUUCACCUUUACAGGAAGAAAGACUUCAAAGAUUGAAGCAUCGCAUGAACAUUUACUUUGAUCCCUCUAGGAGAGAUCAUCAGGAAGCUCUCAGAGCUCUAUGGUAUGCCACAUACCCAGAUCAAGAACUCCAUGGUCUGAUAUCUGACCAGUGGAAGGAAAUGGGAUGGCAGGGGAGAGACCCAUCAACCGACUUCAGGGGGGCUGGAUUUAUUUCAUUGGAGAACCUGCUUUUCUUUGCAAAGACAUUUUCUACUUCUUUUCAGAGGCUGCUGAAUAAGCAAGGUGGGAAGAGAGCUACUUGGGAGUACCCAUUUGCAGUAGCCGGUGUGAACAUUACAUUUAUGAUAAUGCAAAUGCUUGAUCUGCAGUCUACAAAGCCAAGGACUUUUGUUAGAGCUGUUUUCAUCCAAAUGCUGUCAGAGGACGAGUGGGCGUUUGACUUGCUUUAUUGUGUGGCUUUCUUGGUUAUGGACAAGCAGUGGCUGGAAAAGAAUGCUUCCUACAUGGAAUUCAACGAAGUUUUGAGAUCAACUCGUGCACAGCUGGAGAGAGAACUUCUGUUGGAUGAUGUUAUGCGGAUAGAAGACAUGCCAUCAUACAGCCUUCUUUGCUAGCAGUGUGGCUAGUGGAAGACUCAAUAAUCAAAUGUAUAGUCUCAACUUUUCUCGCUUUUGUUUCCUCUUUCUCAUGCUUCCAAAAAAAUUUUGAUGACCUUUACCUCUUUAUACUAACAGCACAGUUUACAUUUUGAGCAUUCAAGCUUGGCUGCAAGUAAUUGGGUUGGUUUCCCUAUAUUAAGCUACACAUUGAAGAGCAGCUAAUAUUAAGAUGAACCUAAGUUCAUCUUUAAUCUUUAAUAUGUGCAUCCAACAUAUUUCUUCCAUAAUAUUAUGAUUUCAGCUGGGGAUAGAUCUGAGCAGAGAUGCUUAGAUGGCAUGGUAAGUAUUUUGUGAAUUCAGAUUAGAAGUGGUUUUAUUUUUUUUAAUUUUUAAUUUUUAUUUUUAUUUUUGAUGUAAUUGAGUUAGAGAAAAUCUAACUCAGAUUAUUAUUAUUAAUAUAUUUAGGUACAGAUAGAAAUGAUUACAUAUAGUUGUAAUGUGGAGUUGGGAAUAUGUUCUCAUACAAAGUCUGGACUUUUCAGUUAACAGAGAUACAGGCUCUGUAAAUUUGCAAUUUCAUGCACUGUAAUGUUGGGGCCCUACAGA